UGGGAGUUAGGGAACCUAUGGCUAUGGCUACUAAGGAGAGAAAGAGGAUCGGGUGUCCUAAAACGUCUCCAAUCCACCAGAAGUUUUGCCCUGGGCAGUAAUGAGUCUGAAAAUUUUAGUUAUGUCUCACAAAUUUGCAUUAGGCAACAAGCUUUUACCGAAACUAAUGAAAUACCAGGAAGAAUAAAAGAACUGAUCCAAGCAAGAGAGAAAGGCGAAGAUCGCCGAGCGUUAAUCGAUCUCUUCAGACGUAAAAUCAUUCGUUCUGCCUUGGAUUGGCCUGAAUCCAGGGCAGAGUGCUCUCUGCCUGGCCUGCGGGCCUCCACCUCCACCUCGUACAAGCCAAUCAAUAUAUAUAUAGUACACAAUGGCGUUCCAAGAUUUCGACAUGAUUUCCGAGCGGCGAAAGAGAGAGAGGGCGGCGAAGUUGAAGAAGAGGAUCAUAACCGCUUCCAUUUUGCUCGUCAUUAUCCUCCUCAUCGCCGCCGCGGCUUUUGCAUAUUUUGUGGUGUUGAAAGGUCCCCACGACGAUAAGGGCAAGCAAUCCACUAAGGCAGGGUCUCAUAAUGACGGCGACUCCGCCGCCGCGUCUGACUCCUCUGAUACUCCUGACCUUGUGAAGUCUGAGAAGAUGAUAAAAACGCUCUGCACCGGAACGGAUUUCACCACCACCUGCGAGGGCAGCCUGAACAAGGCGGCGAAGGAGAACGCCUCCGCCGCUCGGAACCCUAAGGAUCUCGUCAAGGCUUCCAUGGCCGUCGCCGUCGAGGAAAUCCAAAAGGCAGUGAAACAGGUCUCCGGCCUCAAGCUCGACACGCCGCUGAAGAAAGCCGCGUUGGAGGAUUGCAAGGCGCUCCUCGGCGACGCCAUGGAGGAACUGAGGAGCUCCAUGUCCAGCGUCGCCAACAAGGAGAUGGGGAACCCCACGGCCAAAACCCCCGAGCUGAACAACUGGCUGAGCGCCGCCAUCACCUUCCAGGACGACUGCGCCGACGGCUUCCCCGACGGCCCGGACAAGACCGCCAUUAAGAAAUUCCUCAAGACCUCCGAGGAGAUCGCCAGCAACGCUCUCGCCAUGAUCUCCCAGCUCUCCUCCGUGCUUUCCACGCUCCAUAUCCCCGAUUCCGACCCCAAACGACAUCUUCUCUCCGACGGCGACGAGGAAUUCCCGACAUGGAUGGACAACGAAGAACGCAGAAUGCUCAAGGGCGGCGCCGCCGAUAUUCCCAAACAGCCACCCGACGCUACUGUCGGCAAAGGCGGAAAAUUUCCCACCAUUAAUGCAGCUUUAAAAGCCAUCCCUGAGAAACACCCAGGACGGUAUGUGAUUUUUGUCAAGGAAGGAAUCUAUGCAGAAAAUGUAAAAAUCACCAAAAAGAUGGCAAAUCUCACAAUUUAUGGUGAAGGAUCUAAAAAGUCUAUUAUCACUGGCAGCAAAAACUAUGUAGAUGGAAUCCCUACAUACCAAACUGCAACUUUUGCUGUUAUGGGAGACGGAUUCCUGGGGCAAUCGCUGGGAUUCCGGAACACGGCGGGGCCGGAGAAGCACCAAGCGGUGGCGCUGAGAGUACAAGCGGACAAGGCAGUAUUUGUGAGCUGUCGAAUGGAGGGAUACCAAGACACGCUGUACGCGCAGGCGCACCGGCAGUUCUACCGCGGCUGCUUCAUCACCGGCACGGUGGACUUCAUAUUCGGCAACGCGGCGGCGGUGUUCCAGAGCUGCACGAUCUUAGCGCGGAAGCCGCUGGACAAGCAGCAGAACAUCGUGACGGCGCAGGGGCGGUCGGACAAGCGGCAGACCACCGGGACCGUGCUGCAGAAUUGCAAGAUCCUGGCGGACGAAAAGCUCGAGCCGGUGAAGAAGACGAUCAAGACCUACCUGGGCCGGCCAUGGAAGGAGUAUUCUAGAACCAUCAUCAUGGAGUCGGAGAUCGGCGACGUAAUUGACCCGGAAGGAUUCACGCCGUGGAAAGGCGACUUCGCCCUGAAAACGCUGUACUACGCGGAGUACGCGAACACCGGCCCCGGGGCGAAGACCAAUGCUAGAGUGAAGUGGAGCGGUUACAAAGGCGAAAUCAAGAAGGACGAGGCGACGCCGUACACGGUGGCUCCCUUCAUACAAGGAGAGCCUUGGAUCAAACCGUUAGAAUGUCCGGCGCGUUACGGCUUCAACAGUUAAUUAUUAACUGAAUCCUUUGACUUCAGUUAUAUAUUUAUUAACGUUAAUUUUCAUGCAACUUAGGUUUAUAGAUAGAACGUGAACCAAUUUUAGUAACCCCAACAAUUCGAUCUUACCCCGGCCCCACAUUUUUUUAAAUUUUGUUUACCAACCUCUACAUCUCUCAUUUUAUUAAUUAGUAUAGUCUAAUAUAUGAAGAGAAAGAGCAAAAUAAUUGUUUCGAUCA
This is a messenger RNA of Ipomoea nil (Japanese morning glory), 2405 nucleotides long. RefSeq names its product pectinesterase-like. NCBI's taxonomy places the organism in Eukaryota, Viridiplantae, Streptophyta, Magnoliopsida, Solanales, Convolvulaceae. The transcript is spliced from 3 exons. Bases 368 to 2179 code for a protein of 603 amino acids. Gene Ontology annotation, biological process: cell wall modification. The record is from RefSeq and is a predicted model, not a curated record. Gene Ontology annotation, molecular function: pectinesterase inhibitor activity; pectinesterase activity.